AAGACUUGGGGUGACAUCAUCAUUUUAGGUAUUAAGACUUAUGCUUAAGACUUUUUCCAUUUUUCUUCAAAAAUCUCAAGCAAGUCUCAAAUUGAGUCUUGAAAUUUCAAGACUCAACUUAAAACUUGAGAUUGGGACCCACUACUCCCACCUUACUUUUAUUUUUAUUAUCCUUUUUUUUCCUUACAUUUUUCAACAUAUAAUAUGUCAAAUAUUUAAGUCUUAGGGCUAAAGUGAUAAAUUUUCGUAAGUCUUAAUGAGUCUUAACAAGAAUUUGAUAACAUUAUUUUCAAUGAGGACCACAAAAAAUGAUGUCACAUCCAAGUCUUAAGACUUUGGACUAAAAUUGCUCUAAAUACUCCGUAAUAGACUAAUAACUAAUUGUGUGGGUGUGGAUUUCAAAAAAAAUAAAAAAAUAAAAAUUAAUUCAAACACUUGCAUUCAUUUUGAAAUGAGAGAAGCAAAGACUGACCAUCCCCUCCAGCCUUCCGCUCUCCGCUCUCGUAAAAGAACAAAAAUUGACUCGUGAAAUGUGAUGACCAAUCAAAACCCAGGAAUAUGACGAAAGCAGUUAUAAAUUCUCCACGUGGUCAAAUCUGACAACCUCCACCUUCAAUCCAGAGUAUCUCAACCGUCAGAUUAUCUUCUACAUCAAAUAUUUUGAAAAAAAAAGAAAAUAGCGGGAGAAUAUAACUCAUUUCUCUGUUCAAAAAAUUUCAAAUUCAUAAACUUUUUACUCGUACUUCUUUUUCUUUUUUUAUUUUUUUAUUUUUUUAUAAAAUAAAAACCCUUCAAAUUCAAGAUUCAAACUUUUACAAAUUUAAAUCCAGAAUUCGCAGUUUUUGUUCCUCAAAUUUACAAUGAUCGUUAAUACCCACUUCAAAUUACUUCUUUAAAUUUCAAGAAUUUCGUUUUUUUAGUCAAGUUUAUGGAAAAAGAUAUGGAUUUUCAUGGGUUGAAGAGGAAAGAACUUCAAUCAUUGUGCAAGGAACAUGGAAUUCCAGCAAAUUUGAAGAAUGUUGAAAUGGCUGACCGUCUUUCUGCACUUCUUAAGGAGGAAAAACCCACAAAAAGGGGGAGGUCUUGCUUAAAGAAUUUGAGUGUUAUUGACGAAGUUGAUGAGGAAUUGGCUGAUAGUAAAGAACCAAAGAAGGUAAAAUUUAGUCCUCAGAAUGAAACAUUUGUUUUUGAGAAAACUGAUCCUAGAGAACUGAGAUUAUUGGCUAGGAAGAGGAGGGUUUUUCAAAAACCCGAAAUCGAGGAAAACCCGGGUUCAGUAGUUGGGAAUGUGAGUGAAUUGGGAAAUGUUGAUGAUGUGGAGAAACCUGUUGGAAGGAAUUUGAGGAGGAGGUCUGUUGUGGGUAAGCCUGAUGCAGUUUUAGAACCUGAAGUUGUGGAGAAACCUGUUGGAAGGGUUUCAAGGAGGCGGCCUGUUGUGGUGAAACCUGACUUGGUGUUAGAUGCCGGAGUUGUUGAUGGUAAUGUGGAGAAACCGGUUGGAAGGGUUUCGAGGAGUAAGUCUGUUGUGGUGAAAUCUGAUGUGGUUUUAGACACUGGAACUGUUGAUGAUAAUGUUGAGAAACCGGUUGGAAAGGUUUUGAGGAAAAAGUCUGUUGUGCCGAAACCUGAUGUGGUUUUAGAUACUGGAACUGUUGAUGAUAAUGUGGGGAAACCAGUUGGAAGGGUUUCGAGGAGAAAGUCUGUUGUGGUGAAACCUGAUAUGGUUUUAGACAUUGGAACUGUUAAUGAUAAUGUGGAGAAGCCGGUUGGAAGGGUUUCGAGGAGAAAGACUGUUGUGGUGAAACCUGAUGUGGUUUUAGACACUGGAACUUUUGAUGAUAAUGUUGGGAAACCUGUUGAAAGGAUUUCGAGGAGAAAGUCUGUUGCGGUGAAGCCUGCUGCAGUAGUUGAUGACGGGAACAAUUUGGUUGAGAGAGGUCAGGCAAGGAGGUCAGUGAGACAAGUGCAGAAGGUUGAGACUAAAGGUCGGAAAACAGCUUUGAAGGAGCAGAAGAAUGCUGAAGUAUUGGAACAAGCUGUUGCUGAGAAUGUGCAACAAAAGUCUCCUGAGAUGGUGGCAGAUGUCAAGAAAGGCCAGAGGGUAAGGAAGCCAACUGCGACUUUAAAGGCAAAGGGUGACACGGAAGGACUAGUUAUGGAUACAAUCAAAGAAAAUGUUGAGAAUGAUAAGAAUUCAGAAAUUAGAGGUUUGAAGCGGAAAGGUUUGAGAAGAAAGAACGAUAAUGUUGAUAAGGAUGUUGGUUAUAAAGAAAUUAAAGUGGUGAGGAGAUCACGUAGGCAAGCUGGAAUGUCCAAGGUUGAUUCUUCAACUAGUGGCCUAAUGGUAGAAGAUGAAAAAGUGAAUGAAGUGGAAGCUCAAUAUACAAAUGAAUCUGAAGCAACAGGCUGCAGCGCGCCUGCUACUGAUGGGACUGAUUAUGUCCAACACGAGGAGACUAUGCCAGGGAAUUACGCUCAUGUACAAAGCCUUUCAGAAAAUAGGGAGCCAACUAUAGAUGAGUUACGUCAUGCAACUGGUAACACCACUUCUGCAGAGAAGAAAGCAGAAAAUUCCGAGGAAACUACUGGAUUUUCUCCCAAUAGAUCAGAAAAGCUGUAUGUUAAAAAUAAUAUAAUGCAGUUAGAGGACUGCCCAGAAGACACAGACAUCAUAGACAAGGUCCAUGAAGAUGUAGCAAACAACGAAAGUUCAAUGUUUCUAAAUAGUGGCAAAGGCAGAGUUAAAAGUCGAAAGUUAGAGGACUGCCCAGAAGAAACAUACAUCAUAGACAAGGCCCUUGAAAAUGCAGUAGCAGCUGAUCAGAUUCCUGCAAUCGAUGAAAGUUCAAUGUUGCAAAACUUUGAUGAAGGUGGAGUUGAAAGUUCAAAGAUAGAGGACUUCGCAGAAGAAACAUACAUCGUAGACAAGGCCCUUGAAAAUGCAGUAGCAGCUGAUCAGAUUCCUGCAAAUGAUGAAAGUCCAAUGUUGCAAAACUGUGGUGAAGGUGGAGUUGAAAGUUCCAAGACAGAGGAUAUCCCUGAAGAAACAUACAUCAUCGAUAAGGCCCUUGAAAAUGUAGUAGCAGCUGAUCAGACUCCUGCAAAUGAUGAAAGUCCAAUGUUGGCAAACAGUGGCGAAGAUGGAGUUGUAAGUUCAAAGUUAGAUGACUGUCCAGAAGAGACCAACAUCAUGGACAAGGCCCUUGGAAAUGCAGUAGCAGCAGAUCAGACUCCUGCAAACAAUGAAAAUUCAAUAUUGCAAGAUAGCGGCGGUAAUGGAAUUAAAAGUUCUAUGCAAGCUGACAAAGUGAAGGAAAAUUCUUUAAAUAUGAUUUCUGUAGUUGACAAUAACUCUUAUGAAGAAAUUGCAUCUACAAAACCUAGCAAUCUUAAAAGGCAGCUUAGUGGUGAACCUGAUUGUCACAUUGCUGUGGAGCCUAGUUUUCCAAGAGGUAGUGGAGGCAGUGAUACUGAUGGGGUGCAACUCUCGAGCCCCUUUGGUGAAUUAGAAGCUGGAAGGGACAGUAAAAUUUUAGAAAGUAGUGAUGGACUUGAAUGUUUUAAUCAGAAUAGAAAUGAGCAUUUCAUUGAACAGGAAAACGCGUGUGUAGAGUCGCCACCUGAGAUUGAAAAUGCAGUAGAAGAAGAAAUGGUUGAGCAUGCAGCACCGAUUCUGGAGGAACAAGAAAAUGAGUGUGAACACAGUGAAGAGUCCGCGUCUGAGAAAGAAAAUGCAGUAGAAGAUGAAGUGGUUGAUCGUGCUGCAGUGAUUCUGAAGGAGCAGGGAAAUGAGUGUGAAGAGUCUCCAUCUGAGAAUGAAAUUGCAGUAGAAGAUAAAGUGGUAGACAAUGCUGCAGUGAUUUUGAAGGAACAGGAACCCGAGCUUGAAGAGUCCCCAUCUCAGAAUGAAAGUGCAGUAGAUGAAAUGGUUGACUGUGCCACUGUGAUUCUGAAGGAAUCAGAUGUUCAACCAACAGUGCAAGAGGAAGCUGCUAGUUUAUGGAGUUCUUGUGACACGAUUGCCACUAAUGUUGAACAGGUGCCUGAUAUUUAUUUUGACCAGCAGCAAUCUUACCAUCUUAUGUCAGAAGAAGAGGUAGUAUUCGGUCCAGAAGCUGACUUGGAAGCCAAUGCCCAGUCUCCCAAUGUCAUGGAAGGGCUGACACUUUCUUCAAAUGCAUCAGCUGCAACGCUCAACAAAGGUAUGGAAGAAGGCCAAGCUACUACAAUAGUCAUGCCAUUGUGGAACCGGGGGAUAGAUUGCAGUAGCAGUGAUGCUGAAGAUUCUCAUUUGAAUCAUUCAUUAAAAAAGAAUGACAGUGAGGCUAGGACAAAGUCAUCUUCGACUAUGAACAUUUCUUCAUUGUACCUGCUAUCACAAGUUGAUGGUGGCGUCGGAGAUUUUUCUAGUUCAAUGAAAAAGGGAGAAGAGAGCUGCAAUGAGACAUCAAGAGGCGUUAUUGGUUGUUUAGAAAACAGCAUUAAGGCGAACAACUUAGCUAAAGAAGACAAGGCUGUAUUUGUUGAACAAGUAGAUGAGAUGAAAAUUGGGUUAGAAGCUGUUAAGGAUGACUAUGUGACCAACCCCAAUGAUAGCAAGGAACUGACGUCUGAGAUGGCUGUUAGUGCUACAAAACAGGAUACUAUUGUUUUGUACGAUGGAGAAGAAACUCCUGUUUCUAUCCAUGAGAGGAAGCGGUUUCAGGUAGCACAUGAAGGAAACUUAUGCUCAGAUGCUUUUGGCAGCAUCAGUAAUAAUGCAUCUGAAUGCAUAUCAGUAUCUGACAAAACCAAGUGCUUAAAACAAAGUUCUGUGGAUGCUGCUGAAGGCAGGGACACUGGUGAUGGGAAAAUCAAGAAUAGCAGUGUAAAUCCUUUGAAUGUAGAGGAUAGAGAAAGAGAAAUGUCCGAGACAUCAUGUACCAGAAAUGUUGUAUCAUGCUUUGAUGUUGGAAGUGUCUUCACUGAGGUGUCUGAGCAGUGUGAGCACAACCCAGAAGUUGAUACAGUUGCCGUUGUUGACGAGCAUGAAUUUCACUUGAAACAUGAUGAUAAAAGUGCUGUUUUGAAUAGUACCCCACAGAAGGAUAUUCUAUUCCGAUUGGAAAAGCUAUGUGAUAAUUAUUUUUUUCCAUUAAGUGACCUCACCAGUCCUUCAGGUUCAAGGGCAGUAGAGACACCAAGCAGGGAUUUAACAUGCUUUACUAAUGACAGGAACGUUGAUGUAGAUGAGUAUGACAAGUACUCAUCUGCUAAACAAAAAGAAGGGGCCAACUUUUCAAAUGAGCCUAAGUUACAGCACUUGUUUUCUGGACAUUAUUCAGACACUGUCACCAAGGAUACAUGCAGCAAGGACCAGGAGUCUGAGUGUGCUGCUUGGAAUACAGAAGAUUUGCUUGCUUUGGGCGGUGAAGUAGAAGAACCAGUAUCUGACCCAACCAAGGAUUUAGAGCUUAUUGCUGUUGAGGAUGCCGAAGACAAAGAUGAUGUUGAUGUUAUUCUCCAUGGGUAUAACAACGGUGCAGUAGAAUAUACUGUAUCUGACCCAACCAAAGAUUUGGAGCUUAUGGUUGCUAAGGAUGCUGAAAACACAGAUGAUGAUAUUAAUUUUCAUGGAGAUACCAAUGGUGAGCCUGCAGAGACGUCAAAUAAUGAAAUUGCAACAGUUGGCGGUGACUUGAAAAGUAGCAGCAAUGAAAUAUCUGAGAAUAGUCUGGUUAAAGAGAUGGCUGAUCCUGUGAGUGCGCUCCAACUAAGAGACAAUAAAUCAAGUGCUGAUUUGAAAAUUAACCAUUUCAGUAGUCCGGCAAAGCCAAUGAAAAUUCAAACACCUGAAGUUUUGCUUGCCCAAAAUUCCAGCCAUUUUGCAACACAAGAGAAAUCCAACCUCAAACUCAAUGUUGACAAGUAUACUGCUCAAACAUCCAAUUCCUUAGGUUCAGUUGAAAAGGAAGAAACAGGAUGUACUAAGGAAGCAGAAGAUUUGAGCAUAUGUGGAAAUGAGACUCCGGGAACUACUAUUUACGAAAAGCUUGAUGAAGCUCUUGAACAAGAAUUUUGCCUACAAACUAUGUCUGUUGGUUCAAUCAAGAAGAAUUUUGAGUAUUUUUCUCAAGCAUUAGGAUCUUUUGAGGGAUCAGCAAAAGAAUGUAAAAACAUCCGUGAAAAGGAAAGUUUGAAAAGUAACAAUGAAACUGAUUUUGUUGAAGCUGUAGAAAGAGGAAUUGCCAUGCAAAACAGUUUGGACAUGUCAGAGAAAGGCAAAAGUGAUGUUGGGGAAGAAAUGAUGGAGGUUUGCUCAAUGGUUGAGCUCAACCCAGUACACAAUGUUGGGAAUGGGGAGGAUGCAAGAAGUAGUAACGGAUAUCUUGAAAUGGCUGAAAAAAGUCAUAGCCCAAAGAGAAAGUUUGAGACUUUUUCACUGACGGAUGCAGCUUCAGUGUUGGACAAUGAUGCAGGAACAAUAGCAGUAUCUUGCACUCCUCUUAACAAAACGAGUACCUGUCAUUCUUCUGAUGCUUAUGCGGCAACAAGUAAAACUGCAUCAUACUCUUUGCAAUCAUCACAGAACAAAUGCAACAACUCUCUUCAAAAUGCUUGUGUUAAUGAUAUGGAAGAAUUGCAUUCAGGUGAAACCAUGCUUUGUAAAGAUGAUCAAGAUAAUACAUGUCAAUUACAUUCAGGUGAUACCGUGCUUUGUAAAGAUGAUCAAGAUACUACAGUAAAUUCAAGUGACAUGAUGAAGACUGAUGCAGAGAAUUCAGAUGUCUUGCCGCCCGAAUUGGCAACGCCUGCUAAACUAUCAUCACUAGCUUCGACUACUGAGAUGCAUAAUGGGCCAAAAAGCAUAGCUGGAAAAGAUCUGGGUGAAUAUGUUAGUACAACAGAAGAGUUGCAAGGAAGUUGCUUGUUUGGACAAGAAAUUAUUAAUCAAGAGCAUGUGGAUCAUGUAGCGUUGGAGGUGUCUAUCAAUUCAGAAAGCUCGCCUUGUGGCAUCUAUUUGACAAAUUCUGAUCCAGAGCACAAUGUCCAUAGAGAAAAUAUUAGUCCAGCUCAAGAACUGGAUUCUGCAAAAUUUACAGAAGUUAGAGUUGCUCUAGAUGAUAGAUGUUGCUCAGCGGAUAGAGAGGCUAACAUAAGCUCCCUUACACCGCCAAUGAUUAACACAACAAAUUCAGCAUCUCUGAUUGCUAGGCAUGAAGUCCUUGAAGGCACCAGCAACCAAAAGUUUGUCAAUGCUUAUAAUGUACAUGAGAUGGCACAGGAAGUUCCGAGUACUUUUACACUGCUCAAUCAAGAAAAUGAUGAGGGGUACAGUAGAGGAAAUUCUGACCCAAAUUUAGAAGAAACUGAAGGUAUGAUGUCCAGAAAUGAAUCAUUUGUGUUCACUGAUACAGAAAUUGUUAUGUUCUGGGAUGAGAUAGAAAAAGAAGAGGCCAGCAAGCUGCAAACAGAAGUUUCAGAUGUCACAUUCUCUGUGAACGAGUACGACUCUGCAAUUGUAGAAAAACAUCAGCCUGCUGUUGGAGUUGACAGUGAUCCUGGUGAACAGAAACUUCAGGAAGUUGACGAGAGAGAAGAAAGGGGUGACAGUGCUGAUCAAGUUGGUGAUAAGCAGAACUGCAUAAAUGCCCAGGAAAACGAGAAUUCUAUGAUCAGGAGAAAGAACACCCGAAGCAUACUGAUACAUGGAACUCCCAGAAAGCUGCCCCCUUUCAUGCAUGACAUGAAGGAGAAUGCAGCAGCUCCCAAAAGGCUUCAAAUGGUUGGUGCAACAGCUGUAAAACCCCGAAGGAAGGCGUUGGGAGAUGUCAGGAAGUAGUUUCAGAUUUCCUGCAUGCUAUCAGGGUUUUUAGAGUGUGGCAUGUGGAGGAUGGUAACUUAGCAAGUUAACAACAUAUACACAACCUGUUUGGAUUGGACUUUUGCAUCUCUCAUGCAUAUAAACUAGUUUGUAAAUUGAAGUUAUGUUAGUCAUUUGAUGAAGCAUUACUUGUGAAUGCAAUUGCUUUGUAAUCGUUUGGAAUGGGAUGAAGAACAUACUGGUCAUAUCAUCCUAUGUUAAAACUUGUUGCUGAAUAGUGGUUUCUAGGUUGUAAUUUUUGUUUGCAGAUUUGUAGAUUAACAAAUUUCGAAUUUGAACUUGCGACUUCAGUUUUUUUUUUUCUUUAUUAAAUGUGUAUGAUUUUCGCAUCAAAGCAUAUUAUUAAAAGGAAAGUGCUAUACAUAGCCUUUAGGGCUACAUAUAAGCAUUAAAUUUAUACU
This is a messenger RNA of Chenopodium quinoa (quinoa), 8265 nucleotides long. RefSeq lists its product as uncharacterized. The transcript has 14 exons. The record is from RefSeq and is a predicted model, not a curated record. Bases 929 to 7822 code for a protein of 2297 amino acids. Lineage: Eukaryota; Viridiplantae; Streptophyta; Magnoliopsida; Caryophyllales; Amaranthaceae.